Messenger RNA from Thyridium curvatum, 804 nucleotides. RefSeq lists its product as uncharacterized. The record is from RefSeq and is a predicted model, not a curated record. The transcript has a single exon. Gene Ontology annotation, biological process: response to hydrogen peroxide; response to heat; response to salt stress. The coding region runs from base 1 to 804 and encodes 267 amino acids. NCBI's taxonomy places the organism in Eukaryota, Fungi, Ascomycota, Sordariomycetes, Thyridiales, Thyridiaceae.
AUGCACUCUUGCAAGUCAACUCUCUCCAGAAACAUCCCUCGCGCACUCCUCCGCCAGCGAACAGCAUCCACUCCCGCCAACAUUAAAGCCAUCAACUCCAUCAUCAGACCCGUCUCGUCCACCACGACCACCACCACUCCAGCAACCAUGUCUCUGUUCCAGCGCUUCCCCUACGCCGAGGACGCCUCCUUCACCCCUCUCUUCCGCCUCCUCGACGACUUCGACACGUACUCGCGCGCGGGCGGCCGCACCGGCGGCGCCAGCGGCUCCCGCAGCGCGGCGCCGAGCUUCAGCCCCAAGUUCGACGUCCGCGAGACGGAGAACACGUACGAGCUGCACGGCGAGCUGCCCGGCAUCGACCGCAAGGACGUCAGCAUCGAGUUCACCGAGCCGCAGACCAUCGUCGUGCGCGGCCGCGUCGAGCGCAACUACACCUCGGGCACGCCGCCCGCGGGGCUUGUGGAGGGGGCCGCGCCGCAGGCCAGCGGCGCCCUGCCCGCCGCCUCGGAGAGCCACCACCACGCUUCCGUCUCGGACGAGGAGACCGAGGCGGCCAGGGAGAAGGGCGUCGUGAGCGCCAAGAAGACGGAGAAGGAGCACGCCCAGCAGAAGCAGCAGCAGCAGCAGCAGCCCGCCGAGCGCUACUGGCACCAGGAGCGCUCGAUCGGCGAGUUCCAGCGCGCCUUCAGCUUCCCCACGCGCGUCAACGAGGCGGGCGUGUCGGCGAGCCUCAAGGACGGCAUCCUGCACGUCAGCGUGCCCAAGGCGAUCAAGCAUGAGAAGCGCAGCAUUGCCAUCAACUGA